CAAAUUUUAUCCACUUGCCUCGUUUUCUGCAUUAUCUCCUUUUUUUUUUUCCUUUUAAGAUACUCUAUUAUUUUUCUCUUCGAAGAAAGAAAAAAGGAAAGAGAAACUUUAGCCAACAUGAUGAGAAGUCAACAGGAUCAACAAUCUAAGCUUCUUUAUGAGCUUUCUACUUUGAUUUUCAACAUUCUCCGAUCUCCAACUACGCCGUUCGAGUUUUCCGAUCAGUCGCCGGUUGUCCAACGCAGUACACAGUUGCCGCCAGUGAGGCCGAUGCAGCAGAUUACUCCCGCGGGUUUUGCUUCCCUGCUUCUCGGUAUUUCUAUGGCUUUGAUGCUAUGUGGAUCUGUAACGUUCUUCAUUGGGUUUUUCAUGAUGCCGUGGAUUCUUGUGUUUGUGAUGGUUUUGUAUUUAGCUGGAAUUGUUUCUGUUUUGUCAAUGAUUGGACGAGCUAUUUUCUGCCCUAUGCCUUCAUCUCAAUCGCAUAGUCAACCGUGUAAAAUAUUGUGAAGCAAUUUAAACAUUUGUACUGGGACAGAACAACGGUGAGGAGCAUGGUCGAACUCUUUACUAGAUGCAGUUUCCUGCAAUGCUUAAAGAAUGUAUGGAGGAUGAAUACAUUUCAUGCUGGUGUUUGUUGCAGGAGGACAGCUUAGGCAUUUGAAAGUGAAAAUAUUUGAUUAGCUAUAACUUUACUGUAUAGAAAACUCAAAAUGGAUGUGCCAUGUUCUUUUAUCUUAGUGCAACUAUGUUGUAUUUCUUGUGCCA
Solanum verrucosum is the source of this 765-nucleotide messenger RNA. RefSeq lists its product as uncharacterized. The record is from RefSeq and is a predicted model, not a curated record. Lineage: Eukaryota; Viridiplantae; Streptophyta; Magnoliopsida; Solanales; Solanaceae. Bases 118 to 507 code for a protein of 129 amino acids. The transcript has 2 exons.